Cajanus cajan (pigeon pea) is the source of this 1153-nucleotide messenger RNA. It is a transcript of the gene SERAT1;1, whose product is annotated as serine acetyltransferase 1;1. Gene Ontology annotation, cellular component: cytoplasm. NCBI's taxonomy places the organism in Eukaryota, Viridiplantae, Streptophyta, Magnoliopsida, Fabales, Fabaceae. The record is from RefSeq and is a predicted model, not a curated record. Gene Ontology annotation, molecular function: L-serine O-acetyltransferase activity.
GAACCAAUAACGAUUUUGAUUGUUCCUUGCAGAACACUCAUUUUUCUAUGACUUUCUAAACCACAAAAACGAACACCAUCACCACCGCAGAUCACCGAGCAAUGCCGACGGGUUUACCGGCGGUGAACUCCUCCGUCGCAUCCGACGACGAGGGGUGGGUGUGGGCGCAGAUCAAGGCGGAGGCUCGGCGCGACGCGGAGUCGGAGCCGGCGCUGGCGAGCUACCUCUACUCGACGAUCCUCUCGCACUCGUCGCUGGAACGCUCUCUCUCGUUCCACCUUGGGAACAAGCUCUGUUCCUCCACGCUCCUCUCCACGCUCCUCUACGACCUCUUCCUCAACGCCUUCUCCUCCGACCCCUCCCUCCGCUCCGCCGCCGUCGCCGACCUCCGCGCCGCCCGCGAACGCGACCCCGCCUGCGUCUCCUACUCCCACUGCCUCCUCAAUUACAAAGGCUUCCUCGCUUGCCAGGCACACCGAGUGGCUCACCUGCUGUGGCGGCAAUCGCGGCGGCCUCUGGCGUUGGCGCUGCACUCUCGGAUUGCCGAUGUGUUUGCUGUGGACAUUCACCCGGCAGCAAGGAUUGGGAAGGGGAUUCUGUUUGACCAUGCCACCGGGGUGGUGGUGGGGGAGACGGCAGUGAUUGGGAACAACGUGUCGAUUCUGCACCAUGUUACGCUGGGUGGGACUGGUAAGGCUGGUGGGGACAGGCAUCCCAAGAUUGGGGAUGGGGUGCUUAUUGGUGCUGGUGCUACUAUUCUUGGGAAUAUUAAGAUUGGGGAAGGUGCGAAGGUUGGUGCUGGGUCAGUGGUUCUGAUCGAUGUGCCACCAAGGACCACGGCGGUUGGGAACCCUGCGAGGUUGGUUGGUGGGAAGGAAAAGCCCUCUAAGCAUGAGGAUGUGCCUGGGGAGUCCAUGGACCAUACUUCCUUUAUCUCUGAGUGGUCAGAUUAUAUCAUUUGAAUUUAUAAGAUGAAUCAGUGAACGGAUGAAUACUUUAAAUCAAUUACUAUCUGCUCUGCUGUUAUAGAAUUUUGUAAUUUUAUGUUUGAAUUGAGGUUUUGUAGUGAAUAUACUCUGUUGAAGAGUGAACCUGUAAAUGAGUUUAAUAAGGGUAUGAUGAUUGGUAAUAUGGAAAUUUUGGUUACUGCUUA